CUGAGGCUGCGCAGAGCAGCGAGCUCCGCCGCCUGUUAUUUGUGUUUCCACUGUUGUUAGGAGCAAACGGGGAGGGAACGAGAAACUGAGAUCUUCAGUGUUUUUUUAUUUUAAAUGGAAAAAUAUUUCUUGUGACUGCUGAUAAAUCAUCCCGAGAAGAGGAAGCGGAAGAGAGGGAAGCGCUGCAGGAGAGAGAAGGAGCGACAGAGGAGAAGAGGAGGACCGGGGAUCGGAGGAAAAAAAAAAUCGGGACAAAAUAAAAUGCUUGUGAUUUGACUGGGAGGUAAAAGGAAACGCCGCCGCAUCGAUACUUAAUGCCGAUCGAUCCCGAAGUUGUCGAUACUGAGGGGAUUGAGUCUGAGAUGUCUGACCUAAGCAUGGAAGCCACCAACAUCCUCCCGAUCCUCAAGAAGAAACUGGCCUUCUUGUCAGGGGGCAAAGAUCGGCGCAGUGGUCUGAUCCUGACCAUCCCUCUGAGUUCAGAUCAGACCAGCAUGGAGGAGCUCAGCGCCACACUGGACUACCUUCUAAGCAUCCCCAGUGAGAAGUGUAAGGCUCGGGGUUUCACCGUGAUCGUGGACGGACGGAAGUCUCAGUGGACCAUCGUGAAGACCGUCGUGCUCAUGUUGCAGAAUGUGAUCCCGGCCGAGGUGUCGCUGGUCUGCGUGGUGAAGCCCGAUGAAUUCUGGGACAAGAAGGUCACACACUUCUGCUUCUGGAAGGAGAAGGAUCGGCUGGGCUUUGAGGUGAUCCUGGUUUCGGCCAAUAAGCUGACUCGUUACAUCGAGCCCUGUCAGCUGACGGACGACUUUGGGGGAAGUCUGGACUACGACCACAACGACUGGCUCAACAAGAGACUGGUUUUUGAGAAGUUCACCAAGGAGUCGACGUCACUGCUGGACGAGCUGUCGAUCAUCAAUGACAGUGACAAGGGCAGUUCGGUGGACAAGGACAAAUCAGCUGACUGCGCCCUCUUGCCGUCCUUUGACCCUGAGACUGUUCUACAGACCGGUCAUGAGCUGCUGUCGGAGCUGCAGCAGCGUCGCUUUAAUGGCUCCGAGGGAGGAGGAGGAGGAGGAGGAGGAGGAGGAGGAAAACAGGGAGGUCCGGCUUGGCGUCCCAUGGAGGAGGAGCUGCUGGCUCAGCCUCGGGUGAUGAAGCUGCUGGACUCGCUCAGGGAGCAGUACACCCGAUACCAGGAGAUCUGCAGGCAGCGGAACAAGCGCACCCAGCUGGACGAGAUCCACACCAAGGUCAUGCAGGUGGUGACCUGGUUGCAGGGUCCAGGUUCAGAGCUGCUAAAGACCCACCAGGCGAUCGGCGACUCGAUUCGAGCGGCUCAGGCCCUGCAGCAGAAACACGAGGAGAUCGAGAGCCAGCACAGUGAGUGGUUCGCGGUGUACGUGGAGUUGAACCAGCAGAUCGCCGCCUUGCUCAGUGCCGGGGAGGAGGAGGAGGUGAUGGAGCUGAAGUCGCUGCAGCAGCAGCUCAGCGACGUCUGCUACCGGCAGGCGGCGCAGCUGGAAAGCCGGCAGAACGUCCUGCAGGCGGCGCAGGGCUUUCACAACACCACGCAGGAGUUGUCCCAGCAGCUGGACGGUCUGCUGGGCAUGCUCUGUGCCGACGUGGCUCCGUCCGACGGAGCUUCCAUUCAACAAAACCUCAAACUGCUGGAGGAGAAGCUGCAGUCCGUCGAGGCAGGUCUGGGUUCGCUGCGUCAGAAGGGCUCGUUGUUGAUGGAGCAGAUGUGCAGCCAGCCGGCGUGGUCUCCGGAGGAAAGCGAGAGUCCGGCCGGAGAACAGCAGGACAACGUUCAGCACAUACAGGCCGUGAUGGAGGAGAUGCAGCUCCGCAAACAGAGGUGUGAGGACAUGGUGGACGUGAGGAGGCUGAAGAUGCUGCAGAUGGUCCAACUGUUCAAAUGUGAAGAAGAUGCUUUACAGUCAGUGGAGUGGCUUGGCGAGCUUUUGGACGCCCUGUUGAAGACUCACGUCCGACUGGGCGACGACUCUCAAGAGACCAGGACCAUGUUGGACAAACACAGGAAGUUUGUGGACGUCGCUCAGAGCACCUACGACUACGGCCGGCAGCUGCUGCAGGCGACCGUCGUCCUCUGUCAGUCCCUGCGCUGCACGACGCGCUCGUCCGGAGACACCCUGCCGAGACUCAACCGCAUCUGGAAGCAGUUCAGCGUCAGCGCCGAAGAGAGACAACAGAGGCUGGAGCUCGCGCUGAACUUCCACACCAACGCCGAGAGGGUGCUACAGCAGGAAUGUGUCGACGCCGAGUUUCUGGAUGAAGUCGACUCUUCUGGGAAAACGCUGCUGGACAGACUGACCAUUCCUGUCAUCUUCCCCGAUGGGAGCGAGCAGUACUUUGGGAGUCCCAGCGAAACGGCAGCGGCGGCGGAGGGCGUCAGAGAGCGCCUCCUGCUGGUGGAGGAGCGGCGGCUGCAGCUGCAGGAGGCGAGGCUUCACAGCGAGGACGAGGUGGAGGUGCUGAACGGGCAGGAGUCUCGGCUAGACGUGAUCGGAGAGGAAAUGAGCGAGAAAGAAGAAGAGGAGGAGGAGGAGGAGGAGGUGGAGCAGGAUGUGGAGGAAGAGGUGGGGCAACAGGAUGAGGAAUUAGAAAGGGCGACGCAGGAUUGCUAAUGGAUGACGUUCAACCCGAGCAGCCUUAACGAAGAUUGUCAAUGAAGGGCUGCUCAUUCGUGUCCAGCGUUUCCCGAGCCAAGAAAGCCCUCGACCGGUUGCUUCUGUUUCGCUGCAGCUGUAGGUUUACACUUACUGCUGCCAUUCAUCUGCAUCCGAAUCCCUUAUCCAUCAGCCUCAAUGCUAACCCUUCCUUCAAGAGGAUAAACAUGUUCGUUGGAUGUGAUUUCUCCAUCGUGCUUUCACUCCUGUAAAAGCUUCAGCACUGUCUGCGCUGGAAGACCAGCGCCCUCUAACACGGUUCUGCUGUUCCUUCGAAAUGGAACCUUCUGGAUCACAAAACUGUAAAAUACUGGAAUUAUUUCCUGGAAAAAUGAAAACCCAUGUUCCCUGACGCUUUGUCGAUGAUGACCGACUGUAAAAUAACCUCUUUUUUUUUUUCUUGGAUAAGAAUACUCGUCCUUCCCAGCAUGCCUCUCGUUCACCCAAGUGGGUGGAGCUUCCAUGGUUCUAACAUGGUUUCUGUCUGUGCCUCCUUAUCUCUUUUCUUGCUUCGUCGCUCCCCCCCUCCUUUUAUUCGCCUCUUCUUUCAAAAGAUGAACUCUGCAGCGACCUGAUCCUGAUUCCGAAUCAACCGUCCUGAAUGUUUCACCUACAGAACUCUUUUUUUUUUUUUUAAGUUUUAAGACUGUUUCCAUUGCAACUUGUGCAGAGGAGUCAACUGCAAGGUUCAAAGAGCAAAAACUCAACAACAACAACCAAUCAGCUAUAAGUAAAACUGUCACUUCCCCCCCAAAUUUGAAGUAUUCUCUUUUGAGUUAAACUGAAAUAAAAAAACUAAAAGUGCUAUUCCCAAAAGACCAGACUGUCCAAAAGAGUCUCAGUGAAGAUUAGUGCUGUGGAGCUCAGUGCCACAACACAGUCAAACAAAUGUAGUGCCAUCUGUCACAGAUGGGGGUCAAGCAGUGCCUUACAGCGUCAGACCCCUCGCCGCUACAAGAGGUGGUGCGAUCCAAAAAAGUGACAUAAUCCACGACUUUCCAUUCUCAAAGAUUGUACCGAUCAAAUAACUUAGCCGACAUCGUCACUUGGUACCAAGAAAUUCACACCCACUGGUGAACCAUCAGUGAAAUUAACUUUUGUCGUUUUAGGUUAGUGUGCUCACAAUUUAAUAAUUUCAAAUGUCAAUUAAGCAAAACCUAUAAACUUCGGGUCCUGCGUCGCGUGCCUUCAAACCACUGCUACGGUUUUCUUGGAUUUUAUACGAUGUUAUUUUGAUCUUGGAUCAAUGUAUGUGGCUAUAAAUCGGGGGUUUGGCUGCUAAACAUAACAUAAUCAAAUGUUAUGCAUUUUACAGGAUAAUGGACUGUUUUUUAAGUUAAAAAAAACAAACAAGUUUGAUGAUACAACCUAUAUAAUAUGAUAUAUAAGUCAAGAGGAUGAAUUAUGAAAUUCGGUGCACAGAUCCCUCCUGAGCUCUGUAUUAUGGCAAAUCCUAAUUUGACCAAAUGAAUACACAUGCGGAAACAAAAUAAUGCAAUUUAAUGUCAGUUCCACUUUAUGCCCGUUUCUCGUUGAAACGGUCUCUGGGAUUUGCAGUCAACAAAGUUGUGACUUCACCGUGUCCAUGCUGGCCACAUCAGACCCAGAGGCUCCGACCGCUGCGCUGCUCUAAAUAAACCCCUCUGCCUUCAUGAUGGAACUCGAACGCGUGCCGCUCGCACUGGUCCAAACUGACCACAGGGACCGAAGUGACCUCUGACUCCACCGGAGUCGAGUCCACAGACUGACUGGCUGCACUGACACUUGGUUUGUCCACAUCAGAAUAAGACAGAUUCAUUUUCUAUUUAUUUGAUGUUAUGUUUUUUUUAAGCAGCUCCUUGUUGUAAUCUGUUGCUGUUUUUGACCAGUAACUGCUGCUUUUAAGUGUAACCGCUAACCGCUGCGUCUUGCUCUGUCCUCUCAGUCCAACGACAUCAGUAUGACCUCAUCCCCUAAAUAAAGAAGAUUUUUGAAGUUG
Scophthalmus maximus (turbot) is the source of this 4671-nucleotide messenger RNA. It is a transcript of the gene sestd1, whose product is annotated as SEC14 and spectrin domains 1. NCBI's taxonomy places the organism in Eukaryota, Metazoa, Chordata, Actinopteri, Pleuronectiformes, Scophthalmidae. The coding region runs from base 315 to 2651 and encodes 778 amino acids. The record is from RefSeq and is a predicted model, not a curated record. The transcript has 19 exons.